AUGUAUUAUAGUGUAAAUGAAUGGAAAAUAAAUAAAUUUAUUCACUCUAUAUUUCCUAAAAAGUCCAUAUUAAUAAUAUUUCUCAUUUUAUAUUUGAGAAACUUAACAAAAAGGAAGUACAACAUCUUAAGGGGUUUACUAGAAUUCGAACAAAUUCUUGGAAGAUGUCCUGAGCAUAAAGCCAAAAAAGGGCAUAAGAAAAUGAAAUUCAGGAAAAGUAAAAAUGAAAAAAAAAAUGAACAACAAGAUGACCUCUUAAAAAAUAAAGAAGAUGACCUCUUAAAAAAUAAAGAAGGUGACCUCUUAAAAAAUAAAGAAGGUGACCUCUUAAAAAAUAAAGGUGACCUCUUAAAAAAUGAAGAAGGUGAUCUCUUAAAAAAUGAAGAAGGUGAUCUCUUAAAAAAUAAAGGUGACCUCAUAAAAAAUAAAGAAGGUGACCUCUUAAAAAGUAAAGAAGGUGACCUCAUAAAAAAUAAAGAAGGUGACCUCAUAAAAAAUAAAGAAGGUGACCUCUUAAAAAGUAAAGAAGGUGACCUCAUAAAAAAUAAAGAAGGUGACCUCUUAAAAAGUAAAGAAGGUGACCUCAUAAAAAAUAAAGAAGGUGACCUCAUAAAAAAUAAAGAAGAUGUUCUCUUAAAUAAAGGUUAUAAUAUAUUGCAAAAUAAAAAUGAUAAUCUCUUGCAAAAUGAAUAUUACAAUCUCUUGCAAAACGAACAGGAUGAUAACCAACUUAAAGGCAAUACCUUAAUUACAACUAAGAAAGAAGAUAAAGGUUGUAUGAAGAAAACACAUGAAAAUAAGGCAGAAUGUGAAAAGAACGAAGAUAAAAAUUGUAUGAAGAAAACACAUGAAAAUAAGGCAGAAUGUGAAAAGAACGAAGAUAAAAAUUGUAUGAAGAAAACACAUGGAAAUAAGGCAGAAGAUGAAAAGAACGAAGAUAUAUUAUUAAUGUCCCCUACAAAAGGAAACAACUUAUGGACAAGAUUAAAAAAAGGUUUUUCAAGAGGUAUGUGUAUGAAUUUUUUAUUAAAUGAUAAUAACGAGAAAAAACUUUCUACGUUGUAUGUAACAAAUAUGUUGAAAAACCAAUUGAAUUCUUAUUAUGGUUCAAAAAAUUCAAAUGAUAAAAAAUUGGAAAAAUCAGAUAAUGAAGGAGGAGAAGAAAAAUAUGAUAAUUCAAAUAAGGAACAGAACAUGAUAUAUAAUUGGAAAAUAGGAAAAGAAUGUUUUAUGAAAAAAUUAGAUAGUGUACAUAAUUUUGAAAUGAAUGGUGUUAAUUAUUAUGAUUUUAAUUUAAUAUCAAUUCCAACUAUUGGUUAUUCUAAAAGUAGUAAAAGACUUCAGUUAAUGUAUAAAACAGAUGUAAUAUAUGGGGAAAAUGAGAAUGACAAAAAUAAUUUAAAAAAAAAAAAAUUAUUUUUGAAAAAAGUUCCUGCAAAUUUAUGGAUUGAACAAUAUAAAUUAAUGAAAGAAUAUGAUGGAGAAUAUGUAUAUAGUGGGGAAAAUUAUGUAAUGGAAUUUUUAGUUUUAUCUUUUCUUGAUACAUAUCACCCUAAUAUAUGUCCUAAGUUGUAUAAAAUAUUAUAUGAGCCUCCAAAUAAAGAAUAUAUUAAAGAUGAAAAUAAGAAAUUUCAGAAUAUAGAUGAUUUUGUAAAAUAUAUGGAAGAUAUUAUAGAACAUAACAAAAGGAACAAUGCAAAUAAUAAUGUUGAUAAUAAUAAUAAUAUACAUAACCAUAAGAAUAACAUAAAUUACUGUAUUACUAAUAGUGAUAAUAAACAUGAUAAUAAUAACAAUGAUAACAAUUCUGAUAAUAACUGUGGAUAUGUUGUAAUGGUAUCCGAAUAUUACGGUGAAGAUAUAUUUGAUUUUAUUAUAAAACGAAGGAAAAAUAUAUUUUUAAAAAUCCGAAGAAAAGAUAAAAUCAAUAUUCUUCAUGCUUGUUUAAAGUUAUUAGCAAGAUUACAUGAUGCUGGAUUAUGUCAUCUUGAUUUAACACCUGAUAAUAUAUUAAUAUCAAAAAGUAUGGAUUUACGUUUAUGUGAUUUUGCGAAAAGCACUCCAAUGUAUAGCAAUAAACUAAGACAUUUAAAAGAAUCUGAAGAUUCGUAUAAAUUUGAGUCUUAUGAAACGCAUGUAGCAAAAAGUGCAUAUACACCACCUGAGUGUUGGGAAAUAUAUUGGAGAUAUUAUGAAUUAAAAAUUAAAGAACCCUUGGAAUAUUUAAAAUUAAUUACAAACCAAGAAGAAAGGAAACAAUUUUAUUUUGACGUUGCUUGUGCUGACAAAUUUAUGUUAGGGGUUCUAUUCAUAUGGAUCUGGACUAGUGGUAAUUUAUGGGUUUGUUCAGAUCCUUUACAAGAUGAUUAUUUUCAUUGUCUUAUGAAAUCAGAUAUGAAUUUUAAUAAUUUCCCGUGUUCACAAAAUUGGCCUCAUGGCCUUAAGCACAUCAUAAAGCAAUUGUUACACAUGAAAUACAGAAAAGAUUUGAAUUUAAAUAUUUUAGGCAUUCAUCCGUGGUGGUACAAAAAAAAGUAA
Molecule: messenger RNA, 2538 nt
Organism: Plasmodium falciparum 3D7
Lineage: Eukaryota; Apicomplexa; Aconoidasida; Haemosporida; Plasmodiidae
Gene: FIKK7.1
Product: serine/threonine protein kinase, FIKK family
Molecular function (GO): protein kinase activity; protein serine kinase activity; protein tyrosine kinase activity
Source: RefSeq, a predicted model, not a curated record